AUGGAAAUCCCAACUAUAAAUUAAUUAGAUUUAAGUAUUGAUUAAUAGCAUAUAAAUUAAAGUCAACCUUAGAGUAAUAAAAAUUUAAGAGUUAAACAUACUAAUGUAAGUAUAGGUUCUAUUUUAUUUAAACAAUUCAAUAUUUGUAGUGUUACAUUCCCAUUGUCAAUUGUGCUUCUGCUCUACUUUUGGAUUUUGUAUAUCUACCAAUAAGUUAAUGAUAUACUAUUUAGUUGUGUACUCUACAGCUGUGGUGCCAAAUUUCGGCCAGAUAUUUAACACAGAAGUUAAUUUUAUCGGAUGUUAAUCUCAAUACCUCAAUUCGGAGGAAUCAGUCACAUUAUCAUAGGGUUCAUUACUAUUUAAAUGUAUGGAUAUAUUUCAGAAUCAAAGUAUGGGAAAUUGAAGUACAGCUUUAUCUUGUUUUUGGCAGGCUACUCAAGCAAUUUGAUGAGCUCUCUUAUUUAUCCUUAUAGUUUAACUGUAGGAAGUUAUGGAAUAGUUUUUGGAGUCCUUACACUCUAUGGUUUUAUAAUAAUAUAAUAGAAAUAAUUGGGAUAAUACAAAAAAUUGAUUAUAGGCAUAUACUUCUUAGUAUUUUGUAUCAAUUUUGUUCCCAUUAUUUCAAUUAAUCAAAUUGACAUUGCAUGUAUUUUUGGGAGUAUCCUUUCUACACUUUUGAUGGGAAUUUUCUUUCAAAAAUUUGAUUUUCAUCUAGGAUAUAUUAUCUCUUAUGCUGCUUUAACUUUGUUACUAAUUUACUUGAUCAUUGGUACUACUUUGCUAUUCACAAUGGAAGUUGACGAUAUAUAAAUAAGUAGGUUUUGUUGA
Molecule: messenger RNA, 831 nt
Organism: Paramecium pentaurelia
Lineage: Eukaryota; Ciliophora; Oligohymenophorea; Peniculida; Parameciidae
Source: the annotation of a GenBank genome assembly